UUGCUCUAAAACCUCCGAUUCAUUCAGAGUCCCGCCUCUAAUUGGAGGUAAAUUCAGAUUUCUGUAACCCCGCCUUCAGCACGCUCCCGUGUCUCCCAAAGACAAGUGUGUUUUGACGCUGAAACCGAGCACAGGGUCUGUGCUUCACGCUGGACUAUAGAAGCAUUAUAUCAAGAGUUAUGGAAAACUGAGCCUCCAGUAAUCCAGCACGGUGCCUGUCAACUCUUUAUGCAUCUCCAACCACCCCUUACUGCGUUCAAACUACUUGAGUAAAAAGAGGGAGGAGCCGCUCAAAUCAACUUCAGUUUAUAUCUUAUCAUAAGAAACCAGCGCCCAACUGCUGUUACACAGCUGCUCCUCUGAGCCGAAGUUGUCCGAUCCAGCCGAAUUUGCCACAUAACAGCGGCGCGAUGGGGGAUUUGAUCUCAACUCAUCUGGAUGAAGGCAAACGGGAGGUUAUAACAGCACGGACAGGGGAGCUGAUGGGAGAUUUUGGUCGGCUAUAUGAACAGCAGUAUGCAGUCGCUCUCUUUAACCAGAUGCGCUAUGACAUAGAGGGUGGAGGAGGCCCUCAGCCUCAGCUCCUGCACAGGAAGGUGCCUCUUAAGAAUAAGUCCAUCUUCUCAGGGGCUUUGUUUCAGUAUCUAGAAGAGAACAAAAAAUGGAGGAAUCGUUUUCUCUUUAUUCCAGACUCCUAUAACAUCAACUAUUAUGAAAACAAACAGGCCCAUGACAGAGGACUGCAUCCUAAAGGCACAAUUAACUGUGCUGGCUAUAGGGUCUUGACCUCUAUGGAGGAAUAUCUUGAGCUCCUUAACACCAGCCUACCAGGUGUAAAAGCUAAAGUUGGCAGUUCUCCAUUCCUGAAAUGUGCGACACAGUUUCCCCUCAUCCUCUGGCACCCUUAUGCUCGUCACUACUAUUUCUGUGUGGUGACUGAGAAGGAGCAGCAGAAGUGGAACGCUGUAUUUCAAGACUGUGUCCGACACACCAACAAUGGACUGCCUGAAGAAUGUAAAGUUCAGAUCCCCGCAUUCACAGACGCAGUGCGACUCUAUCGGCAGGCCCAUGGUCAUUAUGGAACAUGGGACAUGAUGUGUGGGACUCCUCCACAGAUCCUUGCCAACCUAGUUAUGGAAACCCUCCUUCCUGAGAUGAGAGACCUCAUCACCCCCAAACUGAAGGGCAAGAUGCAUGAGAGACAGAGGAAUUGGAUGUUGAUAUCAGAUGCGGUGUACGGGCUGGUUCAGAGCCAGGCUCAGGCACAAUAUGAAGCAGUAGUGCAGAGCUGUGAAGCAGGUCGCCCCCCACUGGAAACCAUCAUCCGCACGGACAUGGACCAGAUCAUCACUUCCAAAGAACAUGUAACCAGCAAAAUAAGAGCUCUUGUGCUGCCCAAGGCAGAGAAGCUUCUGAAGGUGAGCAUCCAGCCGUACAUCAGCUCAAUCCUGGAAGCACUGAUGGAGCCCACCAGCAGAGGCUUCUUCGAGGUGCGAGACUUGUUCUUUAGAGAGCUGGUGGACAUGAGCAAGAACCUCCUCAAUGAUGGCAACAAGGAAAAACUCGGGGAGCACAUGGAGAAGAUCUCCAUGCUAGCCUUCCAUCCUGUAAAGAUGCAGAGCUGCUAUGAGAAGGUGGAGACUCUGAGUUUAGAGGGACUGCAGCAGCGCUUUGACGUUUCCAGCCCCUCCGUGUUUGUCCAGAGAGCCCAAAUCCUAAUGCGAGAGCAAAUGGAUGAUGCAGUGUACACAUUUGAGCAGCUCCUGCACCAGAGUUUGGAGGGCCAGGAAGGGGAGGAUCUCUGUAAAACUAUCCAGCGCUGUCAGGAUCGUGUCAUCAAGAAAUUUGACUACGACAGCAGCACAGUUCGUAAGAAGUUCUUUAGAGAGGCCCUUCUGCAGAUAUUCAUUCCCUACAUGCUGAAACAGCUCUCCCCAACAUGCUCUGCUGAACUCCCUCGUUUCCAGGAGCUAAUUUUUGAGGAUUUUUCUCGUUUCAUUCUGGUGGAGAACAUCUUUGAGGAAGUGGUGCUGCACACGGUGAUGAAAGAUAUAAUGAUGGCUGUGAAGGAAGCAGCUGUCCAGAGGAGACACAACCUGUACCGAGACAGCAUCGUUUUGACCAAUAGCGACCCUAACCUUCACCUGCUGGGGGAGAACCCUCCUAUCGACUGGGCUGAAGAGUAUGGAGGAGGCCAAGAGGAGGAGGAGGAGGAUCUAGAGAACGCAGGAGAUCCUGAGGCUCAGAAGAGACGCAGAAUGAAGCAGGUGGUCUCCAUGAUCCAGUUGGAAGGCACCGCCUCUGUGCUGCCCAAUGAGUCGUGCCUGGAAGUGCCCGCCGUGGACAAUAUUCCAGAGGAAGUGACAGAAGUACGUUCAGAUGCCUCAUUAUCCCAAAAUUCAGAGAAGCACGUGCCCAACGGAACCAAGGAGGAUGUGAACAGAAAUGCGGUUGAGGAGAAACCACCAACAAACGGAAGUACGCUAAAAGAGGAAGAAAGCACAACGGAAAAGUCACUGCAGGACACAGAGAGCAAGUCGGCCAUAGACUGUGCCAUACAGGAAAUUGAGAAUGCAGUACAGGAAGAGGAACAUGAGCUCAGGACACCGAAAGCUGCAGAGUCAUCAUCCUCAAAAGAGGAAACUGCAGCUGAGGAGGUAGAUUCUGCCCCAAAUUGCCAAGAAAGGGCACAACUAAACCAAGCAGUCACAAACAAAGAUACACCUCCAAGCACACAGGAGAAGCCUUUAGAUUCACCAGUAACGGAAGUGGAAGUCGUGACGGCAUCGGACCAACAGGAAAAUCACAUUAAGACGAGCACUCAAGACUCCCACAUGGAAAAACCCAUCUCUUCAUCACAGCACGAUGACAGCGGAUUCCAGUCACCCACUAAUGAAGAAGCAGGGGAGGAGCAUCAGAUGGGAAAGGAGGAGUGCAAUGACUCAGAAACAGGAGAAGACACUGGGAAGGGAGAAAGUGCACACAUGGAUCACCAGUGAAAUAUCUUCAUUUAUUGUGUAUUUGUGCCUGUAAAGAGUGAGUAAAUGUAUCACCCACUGAUCUUAAAAGACUUUUGACUGAGUGACAGGAGCUUUUUUUCUUUUUCUUUUCUGUAAACACUUUUGUCUCACUACUCUCUGUAUAGACAUUUAUUGUUCCUGUCUUUUUGCGUGCGCACUGUCACAUUUUUUGCACUUAAGAAAACGUCACUCUUUGAGCUGGGCUCGGUUAUAAACACAUUUUAGGUCAAAAUGUCUUCAUUUUCUGUUCAUAAAUAUGAUAUCAACCUUUAUUAGAUAUCUCAGUUUCCCUUUAGUAGCUUUUCAUUUCUGUGUGUGGUGCAGAAUAACAGACUACAGAAGCAUGAUGCUUUUGAUGCAGUGGAAACCAGCCACAAUAUGCCUCAUGUUGAACUUGAUAGUAUAUGGUGCCUUAUUUAAAUUUGCUUUUGAUACAGUAACUGCCUUGCCAGAAUUCAAACUAUAAAGACACAGUUUUUUUUUUUGUUUGUUUUUUAUGUAGAGGUUUGUUUUAUGCUUGAUCAGCAAGAUGGCUUGUAAAUCAAAGCAUCUUUUUUGACAAUGACAUAAGGAAGUCUGAGUUUUGUGCAAAGGAGACAGUAGCUAGUGAACAACUACUUGCUGGAACACCAAACAAGCUACUUCUAGUUUAAGUGUUGCUUGUAUUGGUGAAGCUGGUGGAGUAAGCAUUAUUUUCUUAAACACUGCCAUCAUUUGUUGAUCUUUUUUCUUUUUUUCCAUGACCAGUUCAAACAAGUACAACUGACCAAGCCAUUUUCCAUAUGGUGCUUUUCCCUUUUUUUUUUUUUUUUUUUUUUUUUUUUUUGCUGCAUGUCACCAUCUUCUGAGUCACACAUGCACUGUAGUAGUUUUAGUUUAUACUGCAUAAAGGUUGUGGGUCCUAGUGGAGAUCUGUGUCAUGU
Molecule: messenger RNA, 3943 nt
Organism: Megalobrama amblycephala (Wuchang bream)
Lineage: Eukaryota; Metazoa; Chordata; Actinopteri; Cypriniformes; Xenocyprididae
Gene: niban2b
Product: niban apoptosis regulator 2b
Exons: 14
Coding region: 411-2999 (862 amino acids)
Source: RefSeq, a predicted model, not a curated record